Symbiodinium sp. CCMP2456 is the source of this 296-nucleotide messenger RNA. NCBI's taxonomy places the organism in Eukaryota, Dinophyceae, Suessiales, Symbiodiniaceae. The record is from the annotation of a GenBank genome assembly.
GCUUUACAGACCCAGAUGGAGUUUGUCGUCAUGCAGAUGCUAGUGGUGAAGUCUCUGGCUCAGUUCUCUUUGCCUCUCCCGCAGACGCUUGUGACGUUUGGUGGCGCGAGGUCUCGGAGGAUGUCAUACCACCCACGCCAGAGUUGACCAUGCCUUUGUGGGAGGAUGGCGAGGCAUUAAGCACGGAGGCUGGAGACAAGCUUGGCCUUUGCCGCAUUGCGGGCGCCGGCGAGGGUGGUCGGGCGCUUUUGGGUACGAUCGUGCUGGAAGGCCCUGACAUGGGAAUUUGCCACUUC